AUGGGACCUCCAGACUCGCCAUAUGCCGGGGGGGUGUUCUUCUUAUCGAUCCACUUUCCUACCGACUACCCGUUCAAGCCACCUAAGAUUGCGUUCACCACUAAAAUCUACCAUCCUAAUAUCAACGGCAACGGGAACAUCUGUUUGGAUAUAUUAAAGGACCAGUGGUCGCCGGCUUUGACCAUUUCCAAGGUGUUGUUAUCUAUCUGCUCGUUGUUGACUGAUGCCAACCCUGACGAUCCUUUGGUGCCAGAAAUCGCUCAUAUUUACAAGCAAGACAGAGCUAAGUACGAGUCCACUGCUAAGGAAUGGACCAAGAAGUACGCAGUUUGA
Molecule: messenger RNA, 333 nt
Organism: Debaryomyces fabryi
Lineage: Eukaryota; Fungi; Ascomycota; Pichiomycetes; Serinales; Debaryomycetaceae
Gene: UBC4
Product: E2 ubiquitin-conjugating protein
Exons: 1
Coding region: 1-333 (110 amino acids)
Biological process (GO): ubiquitin-dependent protein catabolic process; protein polyubiquitination
Cellular component (GO): nucleus
Molecular function (GO): ubiquitin conjugating enzyme activity
Source: RefSeq, a predicted model, not a curated record